GCUCGAGAAUUUGGGUUCACAAGUGGAGCAAAACGCUACCACAGGAGUACCAUCCCCCCUGACCGUGGAGCGGGAACCAAAUAUUCCACACCCACCGCGUUAUGGUGGUGAACCUGGGCUCGGUGGACAAUUUCUUCACCAAUGCUCGUUGGUGUUCGACCGACAACCAUACACCUAUGCAAAGGAUAAAACCAAGGCGGCAUUUAUAAUGAGUCUGUUGACUGGUCAGGCGGCGUCAUGGGCGUUGGAAGUGAGCAAUGCCAAACCCGGGCUUCGGUCUUCCUUCCCUGAUUUCGUGGCAGAGUUUCGUCGGGUCUUCCACCAGCCGGAUAUGGGAAGAGAGGCCGAAGGUCGGUUAUUAGAUUACCGGCAAGGAAAGCAAUCAGUGGCCGACUACGCUAUUUCCUUUCGUAUUUUGGCUGCCCGAAUUGGUUACGGGGACUGCGCCCUUUGUGGAUUGUUUCGUCGCGGUUUAAAUUCAUCCUUGAAAGAUGAACUGGCUACCCGCGAUGACAGCACUAGCUUGGAGGAACUCAUCAACCUGGCCCUCUUACUGAACAAUCGUAUGCGGGAAAGAGAGCGGGAAUGCGGAAGCGAAGGGGGCCAUGUUCGUUUCCAGCCCCGACAUGCUGGAGGCCAGUCUGCUUCCCAUGAGUCCUCGCGGUCGUCCGGACCAGAGCAUCACACCGGUACCGGGGCUGUCGUCGCAGAAGGGGAGCCUAUGCAGCUGGUAGGAGGACGUUUGGGUCCGGAGAAGUCCAGGUCAGGACUUCCCAGGAGACUAGAGCUGGACGGUACUAUUUAUGGUCUGGCCGGCACCUCGAGCAAGUUGGGGCCUCGCUUCACGGGACCGUUCAUGGUGGAAUCGGUCAUUAGCCCCGUCUCCGUCAAGUUCCGGCUGCCGCCCACCAUGAAGGUCCACCCCGUCUUCCACAUUUCCCUGCUUAAGCCGGUAGCCACCAGUCCCUUGGCUCCUCCUCCCACCUCGCCUCCUCCUCCGCGCAUUAUCGAUGGUGACCCGGUGUACACGGUGCAGGAAAUUUUGGACUCUCGGCGCAGGGGUAAGGGGUUCCAGUAUCUGGUCGACUGGGAGGGCUACGGCCCGGAGGAUCGGCAGUGGGUCCCCCGCUCCUGGAUCUUGGACCCGUCCCUUCUCCGUGCUUUCCACGCUGCGCACCCAUCGAAGCCGGGUGGUCCGCCAGGAGGCGUCCGUUGAGGGGGGGUACUGUCACAGUUCUGUUUUCGGUCUGGCCAGCAGGUGGCAUGAGCGGACUUCUGGGUGCACACCUGCUGCCAAUCUAUGAUUAUGAGACUCUGUAUUUAAGGACUCUUCUGCUGUGCACCUGAUGUCGGAGUAUUGCUUUUGCCUUGCUGCUUCCUUGCUCAUAGACUAUUUUGCUAUAGAGCUCGUUGUUUUUCGCUUUUUGAACACUCGGUACCAAUGGUUUUGUAAGUAUGGUUUUUGUUUUGUGAUUUGGCUUUCGCUUGCGUUUAUUUGAUACGUUGUUUUUUUGUUUGUUUUCUCGGUUCUUAUUUUCCUCCCUUGCCUUUUAUGCAAGCGCUUUUUGUUAUUCGUUUUUGUGCCCUCUGGUCCUUGUUUUGACCAGCGCUUUAUGUUACUUCUUUGUCGGUGCGAUUUUACUAUAUUAAAACCUUUUUUGCUACGGAGA
Hippocampus comes (tiger tail seahorse) is the source of this 1670-nucleotide messenger RNA. RefSeq lists its product as uncharacterized. Bases 209 to 1216 code for a protein of 335 amino acids. The transcript is spliced from 2 exons. The record is from RefSeq and is a predicted model, not a curated record. Lineage: Eukaryota; Metazoa; Chordata; Actinopteri; Syngnathiformes; Syngnathidae.